AUGUCCAACUUGUCUGAUACCUCGCGACUAAAGGCCACGGUGUUUGUCGGCGGGCUUGACCAAGCGGUUACGCAGCAGACGCUCUUCCACGCCUUCCUGCCAUUUGGCGACAUCGUCGAGGUCAACCUUCCCAAACCAGAAAACCAAAGCCAAGGCGAGCAGCAUCGGGGAUUUGGAUAUGUCGAGUUCGAAACUGCAGCCGACGCAACUGACGCCAUUGAUAACAUGGACCGGAGCGAGCUCUACGGCUCUGUGAUCAAGGUCGCGCCGGCCAAGCCCCAGAAGGAUGCAAACGAAGGACUAGGCAGCAAGACGGCUGUAUGGGAGCAGGAGGGCUGGUUGGCGAAGCAUGCUGUGAGCGAAGAGGAUCGCAAGGCCAAGGAGCAAGUGCAAGACGAGGCAAAUGGGCCCGUGGACCCGAUGCAGGGUUUAGAGGGCCUGGACGAGGCCGGGCCAAAGCCAGCAUGA
This is a messenger RNA of Exserohilum turcica Et28A, 468 nucleotides long. RefSeq lists its product as uncharacterized. Gene Ontology annotation, molecular function: RNA binding. The transcript is spliced from 2 exons. The record is from RefSeq and is a predicted model, not a curated record. Lineage: Eukaryota; Fungi; Ascomycota; Dothideomycetes; Pleosporales; Pleosporaceae. The coding region runs from base 1 to 468 and encodes 155 amino acids.